AUGGGUCUACCCUACGAAUCGACCAAAGAUUUGCCGUUUUCUAUUUUCACGACUUCUGGUUACAAUGGCAGUUGCAAAAAGAGGAAGUCGACUAUUCGGGUGGGCUUUUUAGAUUCCAAUAGAUAGCGAUCCGUUUUUUAAAAAAAUGGAAUUUUGAGGGUUUUAUCAGUUUUCGAUUUUUUGAUUAGAUAAGGGUCUGCAUCGAAUUUUAAUGAUUUUUUCCUAAAUUUGAACGGAUACGUCAAAGAAAUUUUGGAAAUCAUACCCAGACAUUUUGGACAAAAAUUCCUAUACAAAUUUUAUGACUGAUAAUUACCGAAAAAAGGUUAAAAUUUAAAUUUUUCAUAGCAAAAAAGCGGCGAUAACUCUCGGAAUACAAUCAAAGCUUAUUCAGGGAUCACUGUAAGAAGAUAUCAAGAAUUUUCUUCGUUAAAUUUUUGAAUAGCUUUUCAACAAAAUUUCGGCGAUCUUGGGUUCAAAUUUAUCCACAAAAAUUGUAAUAUCGAACGAACAAAAAAUCCCGGUUACAUGCAAAACAACAGUCGAAAUCAGCACGUAUUGUUACACUAGUUCAAAAUUUCAAAAAGUAUGUAAUAUUUCAGUUCUCCGGAAGCACCGAUUUUUCCUCAAAACCCGCAAAACUCCCCAAAAAAUGCGUCCUGCCACAAGAAUCCUUCAAAUUCACUGUCCUACGAACACUCGCAUUCCUCUUCGGUUUUGUUGGCCGACCAUUCUACUCCACGAUUAUGUUAAUCUACGCGAAUUUCUCCGCAAAUAUUUUCCUUUUUAUCCUCGGCCCUGGACUGGUGUUGAAUAUGAUCCCGAUUGUAAUCUCGUUGAAUUCCGAAUCAAAGUUCGGAAUGGUUUUUGCGAUGGUGAUUGAGGUGAGUGUUCUUAAUCGUUGGGUACGGAACGGUCCGAAAAGAAAGGGGUUUUCUACGCUCAGUGAGACCUGGAGGGGCAUGGGAUAAUUGGCCGUGCUGAUUUAGAAGUGCUUAUAUAGGUAAAAAGUACUAAUUUUACAGUACUAUUUAAGAAAAGGAAGUAAAAAACAUAUUGGACUUUUGAAAUCCACGCCAUUGGUUGUCCGAAGCCCGCCCGAUCAUACUAGUCAGCUCGUAAAGUCGCUGGAAUGAUUUCGGCGGCGUGCACUGUGCAAGAAAACUCAGGGUGAGGGCGACAGCACAAAAAAGCCUAUUGCACUGUGCAAAAAGCCAAAAAUUGCACAGUGCAAAGUGAACUUUCGGUUUCGCGGAGUGCAUGUCGCCGAAAACAUUCCAGUGACUUUACGAACGGCCUAGUACAGGGUGGGUCACUCGAACCUUCCGUCCUCUUUUUUUAGAUUUCUCCGCAGAGACUCUGCCGAUUUUCAUGAAAUUUAGAUUUUUCUGAAGCUGAGAUUCGCCAUUUUCAACCGAUUGAAUUUCAGGAGAAAAUAUUCUGAAUUGACUUUACUAUGCCUUCCCAAAGUUUUUGAAAAUUAUUUUCCAGAAACCUGCUAAAACUUAGAAAAUUUUUGGAAUGAUUUUGAAUUGACUUUCUCGGACUUGGAGAAUUUCUGGCUUUUUUUUGGUAAAAUCGUGUAGUGAAAAGAGUCUCCGCGGAGAAAUCUACAAAACGAGAACGGAAAGUUCGAGUGGCCCACCCUGUACAGAAGUAAGCACAAAAUUUUACAGGCGUUCUUGCCCAGUGGACCUUUUCAGUAGCUACGGUUUCUCUGAAAUAUACAUGGGUCAGCUAGACAAAAUUACAGCCUGGUGUAAAAAAUUAAAUCAUCAAGGAAACCUUCAUUUUUCCAGGUCCUUCUUAUGGGCUGUUCAACAUAUUUGUCGUUCACAUUGUACGUCAAUUAUACUGAUUAUAUGGAGGACCCACUGCACGAUGGUCAUUACGCAGGAAUGAAGCGUUACCACGUAUCAGACUUGGUGCCUUUAUCAUUAACCCUACUGCUAUCUUUGAUCUUUCAAUUUCUAUUUCUCAUUUUGUUAUUCCACUGGCUCCGAGGAUCUCCGAUUUUCCCUAAAAAUCCGAACCGAUUGACUUUCAAAAGCUACCGAAAGUUCGAAAAGUAUUUUAUGUUGAUAUCUACGGUAGUAAUGCUGCUGCUUACCUGCGUUACCAUUUGCCAUCUGUUUACCCUCGAGAACUGUGGGCAUGGCGUUAGAUGUGAUCGCUUGGGGUUUUUAAGUACGGCAGAUCUUCAUGAAGAAGCAAGGGAAAUGGACGACAUACGGAAUAGGAAUACGGCGGUGAAAACGGUGAUGUCCUACAUGACCUUUGGAGCGCUGGAUAUUCCAUUCAAUGAGCUUCCGAUGAAAUCAGGACUGGGGUUUAGGGAAAACAAAUUGGAUAUGGUUGAGAUUCGAGAGCAUAAUGAGUUGCAUCAAAAGAAUAUCAGGCUGGGCCCGGUAUUUUAG
Messenger RNA from Bursaphelenchus xylophilus (pine wood nematode), 2417 nucleotides. The record is from the annotation of a GenBank genome assembly. NCBI's taxonomy places the organism in Eukaryota, Metazoa, Nematoda, Chromadorea, Rhabditida, Aphelenchoididae.